AUGCACUGCAACUUCAAUGGCACCGUCUUCCCUGGCUGCUACUGGGGCAGCUUUGGCUACCCACUGGGGUACAGCGUUGGCUGUGGUUAUGGUAGCACCUAUUCCCCAGUGGGCUAUGGCUUUGGCUAUGGUUAUGGUGGCUGCGGGUCUUUUGGCUACAGGAGAUACUGGCCCUAUGCUCUCUAUCAAACAGACACCUGGGUCCUGAAGGAAGAAGAGGAACAACAAGAAGAUGCCUGCAGCAGCCUUGCUUGCAUGAUGUUUGCUGUGAGGACCUGCAUUUCUUUGGAAAUUCUCCUCAUGGUCAUGGCUCUUGUCAUGAUGAAGUUGUAG
This is a messenger RNA of Suncus etruscus (white-toothed pygmy shrew), 333 nucleotides long. Its product is annotated as keratin-associated protein 8-1. NCBI's taxonomy places the organism in Eukaryota, Metazoa, Chordata, Mammalia, Eulipotyphla, Soricidae. Bases 1 to 333 code for a protein of 110 amino acids. The transcript is spliced from 2 exons. The record is from RefSeq and is a predicted model, not a curated record.